Messenger RNA from Venustampulla echinocandica, 4167 nucleotides. RefSeq lists its product as uncharacterized. The coding region runs from base 1 to 4167 and encodes 1388 amino acids. The transcript has 4 exons. NCBI's taxonomy places the organism in Eukaryota, Fungi, Ascomycota, Leotiomycetes, Helotiales, Pleuroascaceae. The record is from RefSeq and is a predicted model, not a curated record. Gene Ontology annotation, molecular function: protein binding; structural constituent of nuclear pore. Gene Ontology annotation, cellular component: nuclear pore outer ring. Gene Ontology annotation, biological process: transcription-dependent tethering of RNA polymerase II gene DNA at nuclear periphery; protein import into nucleus; poly(A)+ mRNA export from nucleus.
AUGUUCUCCCCUUCAGGCACAAAUCCUCCUGCGGCUUCCGCCAGGACCAGCAGACGCCGGCCGCGACCUCUGUCCAACGAAGGCUCCAUCCCAAAAGCGAAGAGGCAGAGAAGCGCCCUGAGCGAGCAAACGUUUAUGCCUCCUGAUGGCGCACCGGAAAUGGAGGAGACGAAGGCUUAUAAGACACCAACAGUGGCCAAGCGUGGGAGUCUACGGAAUGCCCACGUCCCUGGCCCUCAGAAGGAAAUUGUUGUUAGGGGGAAGAAACCUAGACCGGGAGAUCGAAGCGGUAAAGGUGAUGGCAGUGUAGUUCUUACUACGAACGACAUAUACACCGUCAGCAGACUCCCAGCUCUCCCCGACGGACUGCGCGCAGAUCCUGCUAGUCGUCAACAUGGUGCUAUCUACUCCGACAAUGGCUAUGCGCUCACCUUAACCCACACCCAUGCCAUCGUGUGGCCUUACGUCGCGAACACACCCUCACCCGAAACCUUCACUUUUGCGCUUCCUCAUCCUUCAAAACAUGUCUCUGACCCUCUACCAAUUGGGUCUUUGGUAUCAGCCUCGGCCUCUUCCCUAGAACCAGGCCUCGUCGUCGUUAUUCCCACUACUGGCAAGAUUAUAUACUGGGAGAGUAUCGCCAGUGCUGCUACAUUGGAUUUGAGGCUACAGCGUAAUGGCGUCGAGUUGUCUAUUCCUGGGAUGCUCUCGGGGGAAAAGGUCAUCCAUAUUCUCAACGCAGAGUCUGCUGGCUUCAUGCUUGGCUUUAGUAGUGGUCGCAUCGCUUAUAUGAGCGUGAGGGACGGGCAAGGCCGACCGGCUCUUACCGUCCAGUUCCUCCGUGCUGGAAGCGGAUCAUCCAACACUGGAAUCUUUGGUAGCCUGCGAAAUGCCUUGUCGAGCUCCUCUUGGCAUUCAGACAUUGCAGCUAUAAGAGCGGGGCAUCAAGAUAGGAUCGGUGAGAGAAACGUGGUAUUAGCGACCAAAAAAGGAAAAAUACAAUCCUGGGACAUACACAGAGGCGGACAUACAUCACUAAUUGCGGAGAUUGAAACGCGGGAAGCUAUUGUGCUAGUGAUAAAGCAAGCAAUCCCAGCACUAAGCGAGCUCCUGCUGGAGACAUUCGAGCUUCUGGAUUUCGCAUACAUGCCGAACCCCGCGUCAUCCACUGGUACUGGUGGCCAAAGUGAUGAAGGGAUACGCCUUUUGCUUUUAACUUCCCUGAACGAGAGAGAGUCCACUCACUAUUCACUGGUCGAGGUUUUAUUGAACCGAGGCGAACUCAUAAUUGGGGAUAUACGCCCGAUAAAGUCUUACAGCACGCCCAUCGCCCGAACCGCAACUUCGAACACGAGACUGUAUUUACCGAAUCCUGCAAUUAUUGCUUAUGUCGUCCUCGAUCGAGCUGUUAUUCUUGUCUCGAUGGCCAAAGGCCCAGACUCCCCGGAAUCGCAACUCAUGACAGAAAGCCGUCUGUUCCCACAGACCUUUGAAGAUGUGAUCCAAUUCAAGGAUGAUAUGAACAUCGAAAUUGUAGGGUCUGGAAUGGAAGAACCUUACGGAUUAUCACAUGGCAUCGAAGAUACAAAGUCACGCCGCUACAAAGCAAAACACCCCGCCGUCAUUCUUAUUGUUCGUGGUGGUGGCGUGCUGCGGAUAGCCGCACACGAUAUAAACAAGCUGGCUUCCGACCAGCCCCCACAGGUGACUCCAAAAAGCAAGCUACAGCAAGCAGUGUUUUUCGGGACACUAGAAGGCAACCCGAUUAGCUUCGCAGUACGCCCGGAGUCCGAGUUUCCCGCAGAAGAAGUUGGCGAUGCUGCUUUAUCCCUCAGCAAUGACAUUCUGAGGUCCCAAACUCCGUACAUCCCUUCUGUUCCGGCGUCAAUUGAACAGAAUCUUCGGAAACGGUCCGUUGCUUUGCGUGAUCUUGCGGAAUAUCUAAAGCAGAGUGGCGUGGCCCUAGAUCGGGUCACGCGAUGGAAAUUGCUUUGGGAUGCUGAAAGAAUGGGGGCUGCGACCGUUAUCUGGAAGCGAUAUGAUGCUGCGGUCAGUGAAAAGCCUGAAGGCCAGAAGCGUGGCCUCUUCACCGAGCUCGUAGAGUGCAUCCACGAAGACUAUAAGACAGAACCCGUACCGGAAAACGGUGAACUUGACCGGGUCCGGCACUGGUUCAUCAACGAUAUAUGGAGACUGGAUAUUGCGGUACCAUGGGCGUAUCAGGUGAUCAAAUAUGCCUACCAAGACGGCCAAAAAGAUCAUAAUGCCGUCCUGGAACUUCUUAUCGAGGCGAAUGCUCUUGUCAUUGGCGCACUGAAAGGUGCCUUCGACUUCCGCGAAUCGAAUCUUGCGCUCUACGGUCUCCAAGAUGAGUUGCUUGAGCAUGGUAUAUUGAAAUCGAAUUACGAGGGGCUCCCAGAAUUCUGGACAUCCACAAUGUAUCUUGCCGAGAAUAUUAGGAAGCAAGCACAACUAGCCGGGGCACUCGUGACACACUAUUGGCCAAAACCGGAAACCGAAAAGCGGGUUAGUACUGCUUUGCUAGAAAAAGUAAGGCAAGAGCAAGAAACCCUUGUCGAUGUUGUCAUUCGAUCGAAUCAUGAGAAGAUUCGCUGGGAUUUUGCGCAGAAUGAUCCUCAAAUACAACUCCAGGCAGAGUCACUUCAGGUCGUGCAAAGUGAAUCCGAAGAUUCACAGCUAAAAACCCUCGCAAAGGAAUGUCAAUUGCCAGAUGAGGCAAUGGCAUUGGCUGAAAAACAUGAGAUCCUGCCUACUCUUGCGUCUAUCCUGACAUAUGAGAUCCAUGAGCAUUCGUCAAAAGUGGAUAAUCCUGAUCUCGACAGCAAACUACUCACUAAACAUGUGGCUCGGUUGGCCGUUUUGCAGGAAACUGUGGAAAGAUGCUUCUCAAAAUUCGGCAUGAGCUGGGCGACCGCCUUCUACGACCUUCAAAUCCAGCUUGGCUUUACAAAGAGCCUGCUAGAUAAGUUCCAAACAGAACAACCGUACUUGACAGAAUUCCUGCGUAGUAGACCGGAGUACGCCAAAAUCGCUUGGAUACACGAGAUCACCCGGGAAAAGACCUUUGAUCGAGCGGCAGAGACUCUCCUGGACCUCGGCCUGAAACGAGAACAAGAUUUAUGGAGCAAAAAGAUAGAGCUGAGCAUGGGCAAAUUAUCUCGAUUUGCUGGAAGGUAUAGCCAGAACAACGGCACGCCCAUCCUGGAUGGAGACAAGAUCGACCUCGUUGUAGUUAACAACCAACUUGGCUUGAUCAAAAUCCAAGACACCGUCUAUGACUAUGUCCUCUCUUCUAUCGGCCCUGCGAUUGAUGAGAACGCCGAACUUCAAUUAGCGUUAGAGUUAUAUGGAAACAAGCUAUUGAGAAAGCAGACGGCGUUCCUCUCACUCUUGGAAGAUAAUAUGUCUCAGCUCAUCAAUCUUAAGGCUAUGGACGGCCUAGGACUGAUCGACCUCCUGACCUUGAUGGGAGACAAUGGAUCAGAGGAGCAGGCCGUCUUUCGCGGCGAACAAUUCUAUCUUGCUCUGCAAGCAAGCCGCUGUGGAGUCGCCGACAGCGAGGAACAGAACUUGCUCCAAAGGGUGAUCUGGCGAAGGUGUAUGCUAAGAGACGAUUGGACGGAUGUCAACAACACAGAAUUGAAGGAUGACCAACAAGUUGCGGACCGACUAAGGCAGACGGCCCUAUACAUGACAUUUAGAAACUGUCUCAAGAACCAUUUAUUUAAAGAAGGUUCUCCUGUGAGGCCAAUAAACCCAGAAGCCAUCGCGGGCGCAUCCACAGACGAAUUAGACCACCGGUUUACCGGCUUAGACGCCAGCAUCCGAGAAAGCAUCAUGAAAGCGUUCCAGAAUGAGGAUGCAGCCUUCAACGUCUAUGUUAAGAAGUCCCAGCUCGAAAAGUGGUACGCAGGGGCUCUGGAUCUGGCUAAACAGGACUGCCAAGAGGAGAUGAGUGAAAAGACCGAGGAUGGCCAAAAGAUGAACGAGGCCCGGCACGCACUUGAGCAGGUGGAGAAAAGCAUCGCGCAAGGGGAGCACAACAAAGCGGAGAAGCUGCUGCACUCCAAACCCCUACACAAAGUCAAGUCCAAAAAACCUUACGGCAACAGACAGAGUUUCAGAAGUUCAGCCAUAGAGAGUUAA